Messenger RNA from Andrographis paniculata, 2110 nucleotides. RefSeq names its product protein IQ-DOMAIN 5-like. Bases 252 to 1898 code for a protein of 548 amino acids. Lineage: Eukaryota; Viridiplantae; Streptophyta; Magnoliopsida; Lamiales; Acanthaceae. The transcript is spliced from 7 exons. Gene Ontology annotation, molecular function: protein binding. The record is from RefSeq and is a predicted model, not a curated record.
AGGCUUCAGGUUCUUCAAUUCCUCUCUCCCUAUACUUUCUCCAUAAUUUUUUCAUCGGAAUCUAAACUUUUCCUUCCUUCCGGUGUGCGUGCGGAUUGGCGACUUGAUUGAUUGAUUGAUUGAUAAUGCUGUAAUUUGGAAUUUCUGAUUCAAACCUGUAAUUAACUGCUGGUGGUGAGUUUUUUCGUUUUUUUUCUGAGACGCAGCGAUGCUCAACCAUGCAUUCAUUCCGUUGAACAUGUCAGGAGAAAAUGGGAGCCUCAAAGAAAUGGAUCAAAACAGUCCUUGGUUUGCAGAAAGCCAACAAAAUGCAGUCUUCAGAGGAGGAUGAAAUGAGUUCUGGGAGCAGUGACGAGAUCUGGCACCAAAGGAAAGACUCUGUUGAUCUUGCUGACAGCAUAAUUGGAAAGGAGUUCGAUCCGAAUGUCGUUGCAGAAGCUGAAGGUGCCAGAGAUGGAAUCCAGUCUAUGAAUCACUCUGAUGGGAUUGAUAGUGGUAUUGAUGAGAAUGAAACUGAUCAAAAUCUAAUUACAGAAGCUGAAGAUGCUAAACAUUCAAGCAUCCUUCCAAUGAAACAAUCUGGUGAGAUUGAUCAUGGCAUGUUUGAAAACAAGUCAGAUCCUUUCGCCAUUAUGAACAUUGAGAAUGCAGAAACUGCGCAGCCAAUUUCAACUCCAGCCAGUUCACUUUCUACGACAAUGGUUACAGUAAUUCAAGAUGCCAAUAAUGCAAACCUCCAGUUUGUUUUGAGUUCAGACGGCUCGUGUUCUACUUCACUUCAGGUGGGAAAUGUAGCUCAAAUUCCACAGUAUGAAAGAAAAGAAUGGGCAGCUAUAAACAUCCAGGCAGCCUUUAGAAGAUUUAUGGCUAGAAGAUCAUUGCGUGCAUUGAGGGGAUUGGUGAGACUACAAGCUCUCGCCACAAGUCGUGCUGUGAGAAAGCAAGCUACCAUUACUUUCCAUUCUAUGCAAGAUUUAGUGAGAGUUCAAGCUCGUAUCCGAGCUAGGCGUGUUCGCAUGGGGAUAGAGAAUCAAAUUGCACAACAAAAACUACAACAGAAAAUUGAACAAGAGGCUCGAGUUAAAGAAACUGUAAAAGAACCAGCUAAAGAAACUGUAAAAGAACCAGCUAAAGAAACUGAAGGUUCAGGAUGGUGCGGCAGUGUCCGGUCUGCUGAAGAAAUCAAAGCCAAGUCAGAGAAACGAAAGGAAGCUGCAGCUAAGCGUGAAAAGGCAAUUGCAUAUGCUUUAGCUCGCCAGUGGCAGGCAACCCCCAAGCAGCGGACAAAAUCUGCAAGUGCCGGCAUAGAUAAAAUUUACUGGAGCUGGAACUGGUCGGACAGCUGGAUGGUGUCUUCCCAAUGGGAAAACCGCGCCAUUGAGAUAAAUCUCGAAGAUGGCACGAAGGAACCAUCCGACGCACAGCCUAAACCAGCUCCUCGUUUAGCUUCUUCGGGGAGGAAAAUGGUUCGCUGUUCGACAAUCAAGUCCGACCCCGGUUCUCCCUGCUCUUCUUCACCUAUCAAGUCGCCACAUUUGAGAGAAAUAUCGUCACCACGCACCCCGACUAGGAGCCCUCGAGCAUCCCCACGUACCCCAACCAGGAGUCCUCGAGCAUUUGUUAGAGACUCGGGUGAGGUACUCUCCCCGCGAUCCUUUGCUGGUGCUCGAUCACGCAGCACCCCAAAAGAACGGUCUCCUCUUGGAGAUAACCAAGGGAAGAAGCGAUUGUCUCUCCCUGAUGACAACGGGCAACAAGGGGUCCAAACGGCGAACCAAUUCAGUCGACUGGCUGUCAAGAAGGCCGGGAUCGCUGCACCAAAACCGGUGAACACCAGAACCAAAUCGAACGGCGAGGAUGUCCACUCUUCGAAUCUCAGUCCUCAGACUGUUCAUUAGCUUCUCAACAUCAAGGCCCGAUCACAGCCGCCGGCGUGAUUACAUACACAUACAUAUAUAUAUAUAUACAUAUGUAUAUACGUACACACUCUACUGCAGGCAAAUAUGCUUUAUGAGGAUAAAGUAACAUGUAAGAACAUUUCCGAGGGAGCUCCUUCACCAUAGCUGAUACAUUCAUUACAACAAUUGGUACGUACAUACAUACAUACAUG